AUGGCUGACACAUUAAAAGAGUUAGUUAAUAAACGUGGCAGUCUUAAGGCUAAAUUAACUCUCUUUAAUACUUAUAUUAACGUAGCUAAAUCGUGUGAAAGAUUAAGUGAGUUACAAAUAACGGAGUUGCAGUGUCGUUUAGAUAAAAUAGAAUCGGUAUAUCCAGAGUUUGACGCUUUACAGAUGGAGAUCGAAGCGUUAUCUGAGAAGCCCGAGGAGGCGUACGCGGAGCGGGAGCAGUUUGAAAGCCAGUUCUUUGUGUUGGUCUCGACUGCUCGACUUCUUUUGAGUCCGACGGUGCAGGCGCGCGGCGACCGGGCCGGCUCCGGCUGCGGAGCGGCUUCCACGUCAUUCUGCAGCGGCGCCGGCCGGCAGGACUUCGUUCGUCUGCCCAAGAUCGACCUGCCUCACUUCGAUGGGAACUAUCAGCAUUGGCUCGGAUUUAGAGAUACGUAUAUUUCCCUUAUUCAUAAUAAUCCCUCAAUAAACGACAUUAGCAAAUUUCACUAUCUUCGUGCAUCUUUAAAAGGCAGUGCCGCCAUUGUUAUUCAAAGUCUUGAUUUUAGCAGUGAUAAUUAUCAUAAAGCAUGGCAAUUAGUGUCGGAGCGGUUUGAUAACCCGCGCCUCUUAAUAAAUAAUCAUAUUCAGGCCCUGUUUAACCUUGAACCUAUGCAACGUGAGUCGAGCUGUUUGUUACGUGGCAUGGUGGACGUGACAAACAAAAACUUGCGUGCGCUCAGUACUUUAGGAGAACCUACCGAUCAUUGGGACACGUUAGUUAUUUAUAUAAUGUCUAAGAAGUUAGAUGCAGUAACUAAGCGUGAAUGGGAAGAGCACAGGAACCUGUUAACAGGUUCGCCGAUGUUGCAGCAAUACAUUACAUUUUUAAAUAACAGGGCCGACUUAUUAGAGUCUCUUGGCAGUGAUAACUUUAAUAAAGUUAGUGACAAUUGUGACAAAACAUCGAAACAUAAAUUGCAGUCUCAUAACGAGCCGCAAAAAAUACAUACUUAUCUUACAACUACAACUACUAACAAGUCUUAUCGCAAACCUAUUGUUUGCCCUUAUUGUUCACAGGAUCAUUUCUUAUUCACCUGUGAAUCUUUUCGUAAAUUAGAUGUCGACAGCAGGAUAAAUAAAGUCAACAGUUACUCAGUAUGUAAAAACUGUCUUCGGCCGGGACACUUAGAUAAGCAAUGUGUGUUAUCUCAUUGUAAGUACUGCAAACUUAAGCAUAAUACUCUUUUACAUAAAGACAUUGAAAAAGAGCCUUCUAGCAGUGACGUUCCGAUGCCAGCAGUUCAUUUUAGCGGCCACAUACAAACUAAACUGUUCAACCCUACUGAGACUUCCGGACUACUGUCCACAGCGUUGGUGCACGUGAGUGAUGCGAAUGGGGUGCUGCAUGAGGCGCGUCUGCUCCUAGACAACGGUGCUUCCCCCAACUUUGUGACGCGUGAUCUGUGCGGGCAGCUCGGGCUAGCGACACACUGCGCUGGAGCUACGAUCACAGCAGAAGACGCAGUGGCACACCGCGCACUUCCGCCUCUCCUGUGACUGCUGGGACGCGUCACGAAGCUGCACCUGGGCAUGGACAUCGUCACCAGAGUCGCCGACAUCCGUCCGAAGAAAGAAGACAUCCGUAUUCUUCUAUUACGUCGCUUGUCGUUUUACUUCCUUGCUUGUCAAUUUUCAACUUUAAUUUCCAUUUUUUCCUUGUUUAUCUUGAGUCUCUCACUCAAAGCACGGGAGUAUGUUGCGAACGCAACUUUUUAUUUGUAUACUUAUCGCUCGGCUAAUUCCGUAAGAUUUAUAAAGAGCCAAUAGGAGCGCACCACAUACGAUGUAUCGCGGCCAAUGAGGCACCUAAAACUUAACCAACGCUUUUAACAGCUUAAAUCUUGCAAAUCACUCUUUCAUCAUCUUCGCUACCUUAAACACCACUUCCAUACUUAUACCGUUUUAGUCAAGUCACCCUUGUAAACCACC
Molecule: messenger RNA, 1989 nt
Organism: Leguminivora glycinivorella
Lineage: Eukaryota; Metazoa; Arthropoda; Insecta; Lepidoptera; Tortricidae
Exons: 2
Coding region: 1-1557 (518 amino acids)
Source: RefSeq, a predicted model, not a curated record